This is a messenger RNA of Racocetra persica, 618 nucleotides long. Lineage: Eukaryota; Fungi; Glomeromycota; Glomeromycetes; Diversisporales; Gigasporaceae. The record is from the annotation of a GenBank genome assembly.
UUAUUAAGAGAAUUGGAAGUGGAGCGUUUGCAGAUGUGUACCAAGCAGAUUUAACAAACUCAAAUUUAAAAAAUUUAAAGUGUGUUGCAUUGAAGGUCUUCAGGCAAUUUGAAGAAUCCGAGGCUCUUCGAAAAGCUAUACUGAAAGAGGUCGCUGACUUUGGGUUGUCUAGAUGUUUAUCUGAUGCGUCAAAAACUAUUACAGGACUUGCUGGUUAUAUACCAUACAUGGAUCCUUAUGUCCUUAAAAAUUCUGAGCAGAAAUUACAGAUAAUAAGUAAGGAGUGUGACGUAUACAGCUUAGGUGUACUCUUAUGGGAAAUAUCAAGUUUACAUCCUCCAUUUGAGGAAGAAGACAGAAGAGCUCUGUAUAUUAAGAUAUUAAAUGGUUAUAGAGAGAUACCUAUUUUGGGAACCCCGCCACAGUUUUUUGCUUUAUAUACUGAAUGUUGGCAGGAUGAUCCGAAAAAACGUCCUACCAUUGAUAAAGUUGUAUAUGAACUCAGUGAUGACAAAAGUGAUGGUAUUAAUGAGACAAUUAAUUCAUUGAAUGAAGAAGCGUCGUCCUUCGUACCAAUGGAAUAUGAAGUAACAAGGAUUGAAGAAAAUCAAUUUCGUA